CAAAGUGUAGCCCCGCCCCCGCUUCCCCCUCGCUGUCUCCUCGGCCUGCGCUGCCGCCGCCGACGCCGCUCCGUCCGCUUCGCCGCUUUUCUGCCCAAGCGCUGCCCGGCCGGCCGCCAUGGCGAACGUGGUCGACACGAAGCUGUACGACAUCCUGGGCGUCCCGCCCGGCGCCAGCGAGAACGAGCUGAAGAAGGCAUACAGGAAGCUCGCCAAGGAAUACCAUCCUGAUAAGAACCCAAACGCUGGUGACAAAUUCAAAGAAAUAAGUUUUGCAUAUGAAGUUCUGUCAAACCCUGAGAAACGCGAGCUCUAUGACCGAUACGGAGAACAAGGCCUUCGGGAAGGUAGCGGCGGAGGUGGUGGCAUGGAUGACAUUUUCUCUCACAUUUUUGGCGGGGGAUUGUUUGGCUUCAUGGGCAAUCAGAAUAGAAGUCGAAAUGGCAGAAGAAGAGGAGAAGACAUGAUGCAUCCACUCAAAGUGUCUUUAGAAGACCUGUACAACGGCAAGACAACCAAACUGCAGCUUAGCAAGAAUGUCCUCUGUAGCGCGUGCAACGGCCAGGGCGGGAAGUCAGGGGCCGUUCAGAAGUGCAGCGCCUGCCGGGGCCGCGGUGUGCGCAUCAUGAUCAGGCAGCUGGCCCCGGGCAUGGUGCAGCAGAUGCAGUCCGUGUGCUCCGACUGCAGCGGAGAAGGAGAGGUGAUUAAUGAAAAGGACCGCUGUAAAAAAUGCGAAGGGAAGAAGGUGAUUAAAGAAGUCAAGAUUCUCGAAGUCCACGUGGACAAAGGCAUGAAACACGGACAGAGAAUUACGUUCACUGGGGAGGCCGACCAGGCUCCAGGAGUGGAACCAGGGGACAUUGUUCUUCUGCUACAAGAGAAAGAACACGAGGUGUUCCAGCGAGACGGGAACGAUCUGCACAUGACGUAUAAGAUAGGGCUCGUCGAGGCGCUUUGCGGGUUCCAGUUCGCCUUCAAGCACCUCGACGCGCGCCAGAUCGUGGUGAAGUACCCCCCCGGCAAGGUCAUCGAGCCCGGGUGUGUCCGUGUGGUGCGGGGGGAGGGGAUGCCGCAGUACCGCAACCCCUUUGAGAAAGGCGACCUCUACAUAAAGUUUGACGUGCAGUUUCCGGAGAACAACUGGAUCAACCCGGACAAGCUUUCUGAACUAGAAGAUCUUCUGCCAUCGAGACCGGAAGUCCCAAACAUCAUUGGAGACACAGAGGAGGUAGAGCUUCAGGACCUUGACAGCACCCGGGGCUCAGGAGGCGGACAGAGGCGCGAGGCCUACAACGACAGCUCCGAUGAGGAGGGCAGCAGCCACCACGGACCAGGGGUGCAGUGCGCCCACCAGUGAGCCCGCGCAGGGCGCGGGGGCGUCCCCCCUUGGCGGCCCGGUCUGCCCGCGAGCGGCUGGGGUGUCUGGUCGAUCCAAAUGAACUGAUGGACAUUUCUUGGUCUCUGUGUAACUUUUAAAAUCGGUAGAGUAUCUACAGAGUGUAUAAUUUAAACUAACCACACAGCUCCCGUCUGCAUUCUGGCUCUCCUGCAGCGGGACAGAGCACUUGAGAGGAAACGAGACCUCCACGCGUGGGCUCUGCGUUUCAGUCCUGCCGUCUGUGCUUGGUUUUCAUCAGUUUUGUGUAGAUUUUUUGUUUCAUAUUUUAAAUUCAACCCCACAUUGUAAAGUUUGUGUACAAUUUGUCAUUGAAGCUUUGUGUUUGGCUGCACCUGCAUAAUAAGCUGCUACAAAUAGAAUAAAGAAUUUCAUAGCCUGUAUCUCUCGUUUGGGUGCAUGGAGGUGGGCGUUGCCCACAGUGGGUUUGGAGCCGGCUGGGAACAGUGGGAAAUUCCGGUGGCUGUGGUUGUUGAGUUUCGGGGUUUUUUUCUUUUCUUUCUUUUUUUUUAUCUUGUGGAAAGUUUUCGAAACUCCGUAAUAAAAAGCAGUUGGUGUAAAUUA
This is a messenger RNA of Pteronotus mesoamericanus, 1960 nucleotides long. RefSeq names its product DnaJ heat shock protein family (Hsp40) member A2 (gene DNAJA2). NCBI's taxonomy places the organism in Eukaryota, Metazoa, Chordata, Mammalia, Chiroptera, Mormoopidae. Gene Ontology annotation, biological process: response to heat; protein refolding. The coding region runs from base 119 to 1357 and encodes 412 amino acids. Gene Ontology annotation, molecular function: Hsp70 protein binding; ATP binding. The transcript has 9 exons. The record is from RefSeq and is a predicted model, not a curated record. Gene Ontology annotation, cellular component: cytosol; cytoplasm.